Molecule: messenger RNA, 936 nt
Organism: Symbiodinium necroappetens
Lineage: Eukaryota; Dinophyceae; Suessiales; Symbiodiniaceae
Source: the annotation of a GenBank genome assembly
AUGUUCCGGGAAGUGCGGAAGUACCUCACACUGAAGGUCGUCAUGCUGCCGUGCGCCGGAACAGCUGAUGCUCUUGCCGGGGUUUGGUACAGCAGGUACGCGGUCGGCUACAUGCUGCACUUUAUCUUGGGCCAUUUUGUUCCUAUUGAGGACAACGAGCGCGCGGAGGGCUGCAACGUCGUGAGCAGCUUGUUCUCGGACCUGGGCCGCUUCCUUUGUUUCGUGCUUGUGGUGUCCAUCUCCAUGAAGGUGGACAACGCUUCCAGUGUGAUGUACGAUUGGGAGGCCGCUUUCUGGCCUUGCUGGGGCCUUGAGGGCGUCAUUGCUUUGGUGGUGCUGCUGGUUCUCCCCGCUUGCAUGCUCUCCACCUUCGCAGACCGGCGGAAGCUGAUGAUGCUCACUUGGGUCGUCUUCUCUGGGCUGGGCCUGGGUGCCGUGAGCUUCGUUUCCAUGUACAACAUUGCAUUCAUUUUGGACAACGAGCUUUGCUCGAAGCCUCCGUUUACGCCGUCCUCGGGGUCGGUGAGGUGUUCGCAGAAGCUCCAGCUGUCCAUCUGGCCAUGGUUGAUUUUUCUGCCCAGCUUCGCCAUUGCAACGACUUUGGCAAAGGUGACCGUCUAUGGCGCCUGCUUCUGCUGCUUCAACGGCCUCAACUUGGAGAACGUCGAGAUCGGAUGUGCUGCUAAGGAGACACUCCUUUGCCUGGAGUGGGACUUCUGCCUCAAGUCCAACACCGAGAAGCUUCGCUGUUUCUGCCUUGACAUCCGCCUCGUGCCUGUGACCGUUUGCAUCAAGCAGCAGGGCCAGAUGUGCUGCCUUGUCUCCGCAGCGGCAAUUCCGCCCGAUGCGGAGGUGCCCAUGAUGCUGUCUGUCUGCUUCCUGGUCUGCUUCCCCAAGUUCGGCUUCUUCAAGAAGAUCUCGGAGGUCAAGGGAUGA